Messenger RNA from Zasmidium cellare ATCC 36951, 777 nucleotides. RefSeq lists its product as uncharacterized. The coding region runs from base 1 to 777 and encodes 258 amino acids. The record is from RefSeq and is a predicted model, not a curated record. NCBI's taxonomy places the organism in Eukaryota, Fungi, Ascomycota, Dothideomycetes, Mycosphaerellales, Mycosphaerellaceae. Gene Ontology annotation, biological process: regulation of DNA-templated transcription. The transcript has a single exon.
AUGCCUGCCGCCACAUCGAAACGCGUCAAGGGCGUCAAAAUCUUCCGCCAUUUCAUCAUCGGCAACGAAGCACACGUACUUCCACACCCAGGCUUUCCCGAUCCGCCGCCAGAGGGCCACACCAAAGGCUGGAAAGUCUACGUACGGCCUCUGCCCAACGGUCCAGACAUCACGACAUGGCUGAAGAAGGUCCAAUUCAAACUCCAUCACACCUACGCCGACCCUUCCCGAACCAUAGAAGCGCCAGGGCCGUUUGAGCUGAGUGAGACUGGGUAUGGUGAAUUCGGUGUGGAGAUUAGGCUGUACUUCGCGCCUGAGAGCGGUGAGAAGGCCAUAUACCGCGAACACUUCCUGCAACUCCAGACGUAUGGACCCGACGAGCAGAAAGCGCGGCAAGAGAAGGAUAACAAGAUCGUGGCUGAGCGAUUGGAGACUAUCGAGUUCAACGAGCCGACACAAGAGUUCUUCCGCACUCUGACUUCGGAAGAUCAGUUUAAUUGGCUGAAAGUGAAGAAGGGCAGGGGGAAGGGGAAGAAGCCGGAUUUUGUGUUUGAGGGGGAUGUUGAGCCUACGGCACAACUUCCUGAGCGCGCGGAUACGAGUGCUGGUGGACUGGGUGCUGGAGGGGCGUGGAGUGUGCAGUAUGAGAAGCAAUUGCUGGCUUCGCUGGAGCAGAGUAAGGGAACGCUGGAACAGAUGGUGGAAGAGGAGAAGCGGAAGAUGGAGGAGAGAAGGAAAGAGAUGGAAAAGCUGGGGGCUACAGUUGCCAGCAAGUGA